Molecule: messenger RNA, 1187 nt
Organism: Rana temporaria (common frog)
Lineage: Eukaryota; Metazoa; Chordata; Amphibia; Anura; Ranidae
Product: C-reactive protein-like
Exons: 3
Coding region: 418-1128 (236 amino acids)
Source: RefSeq, a predicted model, not a curated record
GUUCCAUCCAAGGAGGGGCCCGGAGAGUGACAUCCUAUAAUAGAACUGGAGAAAUGUUCCAUCCUAGGAGGGGCCCGGAGAGUGACAUCUUAUAAUAGAACUGGAGAAAUGUUACAGCCUAGGAGGGGCCCGGAGAAUCACAUCUUACAAUAGUACUGGAGAAAUGUUCCAUCCUAGGAGGGGCCCGGAGAGUGACAUCUUAUAAUAGUACUGGAGAAAUGUUCCAUCCUAGGAGGGGCCCGGAGAGUGACAUCCUAUAAUAGAACUGGAGAAAUGUUCCAUCCUAGGAGGGGCCCGGAGAGUGACAUCCUAUAAUAGAACUGGAGGAAUGUUCCAGCCUAGGAGCAGCAUUUAAGGAGAAGAGUAUGCGAUCGUUCCCCUGCAGUCCCGUAUUCUAGCCUUCUGAUUUCCAGGGAGAUGGAGUUGUGUGUGCUGCUGUUCUUGGUGGUGAUCCCGGCAUCUCUAGCACAGGAAGACUUGGAGGGUAAAGUUUUCAUCUUCCCCAUAGAAGGCAGCGCAGAUCAUGUCAUUCUGAAACCUACAAUUACAAAGCCGUUGCAGAAAGUCAGCGUCUGUCUAAAUUCCUACAGUGAUCUUUCACGUCCUUACAGUCUCUUCUCUCUCGCUACUACAGAAAGUAAAAAUGCUUUUGUAUUCUUCUCAAACUCUCCAAAUCUCUAUUCUGUAACUGUAAAUGUACAACAAGUCAAUAUUAGGACAGACUCGGAUUCCUUGAACUGGAGACACAUCUGUGUGACCUGGGACUCCGACACUGGAGUGGUCCAACUUUGGGUCAAUGGAAAGCUCUACCCCAGAAAAGUCUUAUCAAAAGGGUUUUCUAUCGAUGGUGAAACCAGCAUUGUUCUGGGACAGACUCAUAAUAAUAAUAAUUAUGGGGGGAAAUUUGCUUCGUCUAUGUCAUUUGUUGGAGAAAUAAGUGACGUCCACAUGUGGGAUUUUGUCCUGACUCCAAGAGACAUCCAGAAAGUCAUCUCUGGUGACCGCUAUGGAAAUGUCAUUAGUUGGAAGUCUCUAGUCUAUGAAAUGAAAGGAGAAGUUCUUCUUCAGCCCAAACUUCAAUGCAAGUCCGGGGGGUCCGUCAGCUCAGUAUGUACACCGUGUUAUUAGUGUAUGUACAGGCAAGAUUUGUUUUGCUUUUGAAUAAAGUAGGAAAAGGUUAAAAUCAA